GUCAACACUCGUCCGCCACACUCUGUCGUGCGCACAAUAACAACACACUACGCUCCUCCACAUCACCGACACAAGUCACCGUUCGCGACAACACCCGCAACAACACCCGCAUCCGUAGUAACAAUGAACUGCAAAGUUUUGAUCGCUCUGUGCUGCGUGGCCGUGUACGCCGCACAGGCCAAUCCCGCCGGUGUGGCCACCGCCACCGCCGCCGACGACGAGAUCAAGGACUUCCCGGCCUACAUGAAAAGGUUCGAAAAGCUCAACGUGGAACAGGUGCUGAACAAUGACCGCGUCCUGGCCAGCCAUCUCAAGUGUUUCCUCAACGAGGGUCCGUGUGUCCAGCAGUCCAGGGAUUUGAAGAGAGUCAUCCCGGUGAUCGCCAACAACAGCUGUAACGGAUGCACAGAAAAGCAAAAGACCACCAUCAAGAAGACGCUGAACUUCUUGAGGACGAAGAAGCCCGACGAAUGGGCUAGACUCGUCAAGAUCUACGACCCGACCGGCACCAAGUUGAACAAAUUCCUCGACGCGUAAAGGCUCUGACUAUAAUAUUAUAUUAUGACAAAUGACAAUAUACUAUAGCAAAAUAAUAUAUUAUUAUUCCGCGCGUGUGCGACGUCUGACAAUAAUAUGUCGAUCGUGAUAAUGUUAUGUUUCACACGCGCGUUUAUUAGUUUUUACGUGUACACUUACACACAAGAUUUCGCUCGCUAUUGCAAUGUGAAAAUCGUAUAUUUAUAAGUUUUAUAUAUUAAUUUAUUAAAUCGAUUAUACUGUUUUGAAAAUUAUAAAAAAACAAUCUCAAUUAA
Acyrthosiphon pisum (pea aphid) is the source of this 812-nucleotide messenger RNA. It is a transcript of the gene ORF5, whose product is annotated as chemosensory protein-like. Bases 124 to 537 code for a protein of 137 amino acids. Lineage: Eukaryota; Metazoa; Arthropoda; Insecta; Hemiptera; Aphididae. The record is from RefSeq and is marked validated. The transcript has 2 exons.